Kalmanozyma brasiliensis GHG001 is the source of this 2655-nucleotide messenger RNA. Its product is annotated as Mg2+ transporter protein, CorA-like/Zinc transport protein ZntB. Gene Ontology annotation, cellular component: plasma membrane. Gene Ontology annotation, biological process: magnesium ion transmembrane transport; intracellular magnesium ion homeostasis. Lineage: Eukaryota; Fungi; Basidiomycota; Ustilaginomycetes; Ustilaginales. The coding region runs from base 1 to 2655 and encodes 884 amino acids. The transcript has a single exon. The record is from RefSeq and is a predicted model, not a curated record. Gene Ontology annotation, molecular function: magnesium ion transmembrane transporter activity.
AUGUCUUCGCCACAGAACUACUACGGCUCCAUGUCAAGCGGUCGAGCCGUAUCUCCCCCUCCUGGAGACCGCACACCCCGAGACGGCUCCCGCGGCGACACUUCCGGUGAUCACCAACUCCAGCAAGACCUCGAUGCUGCCAGACAGAUGAGCAAAGCUCGCGGCGCUCAGGACCCUAGCCCUCCUCGAGCCAGCUUCUCGGACGACCAGGCCGAACCCUACUUCCACGAAGGUCUCAAUCGAAGCCCCGCCGCCGUCCCUGUGCGUGCUCCCGCGCCCCCCUCCUCAUCCGCCGUCGCUCGCUUCUAUCAACACAACCGCAACGGUUCCAACACCAGCCUGGACAGUCAACACCACUUCAUCGACCACCGUCACCAGGCUCACUCGCUCAGCCAUGUCCACUCGCCGUCUGCCCUUCGUGGACGCUCCGCCCUUUCGCGCACGCCCAUGCGCAGCCCCAAUGCCUACUUCCCCUCGAGCAGGACAAACGAACACGCACUCAUCGACCACGACGACCAGGACGACAUCGAUGGUGACGCUUCCCACGUCUCUCGCAAUGCACCCCACUUCCGCCGCGCCAGCCAUCAAUCCCACUCUUCUUCGCCAGGCGACAUCCUGGACGAAGUCGAUCCCACCGCCUCCAGCCGCUUCCGACACGAUUCCAUCGUCGAAGACGACGUCUGCUUCCCACACGUCCCCGAAGGUCGCGCUCACGAGGCUCACCCUGAGGGCCUUCAUGACGAUGUUCGAAACGCCUACGCCGGCCAUGUCGACAACGGUUACGUACCACUGGGCUACCCGUUCACCUUUGACCUCGGUGCUCUCGAGGAAUUCGCUUCCGAGGAGCGCGACCGCAUCGGCAUGUCUUCCUCCUGGAACGCAGUUGGCUCUCCCAACCAAGGCCUUCGUCAGCGAAGUAACAAUGCGCAAAAGGGUGCAGGAGCCUACGGCGCCUCUCCUGACAGCGAUGACGCCACCUUCUACAGCCGUCGCCCGCGCAAGCUGAGCACAUCGGCAGGUGCCAUCGGAAGCAGCAAGUAUCAGCGCAAGCUAGCCCUCUUUGAAGGCGGCGGAAGCGCACCGCCGCCCGUUGCUGGUGCAGCUGCUACCAACAACAUCUUUGGUGGCGGUGCCGGCACGAACAUGGCAUCCACACCCGGCAAAAGCUCCAUGGACGUCAACACCCCGCUCUUGGAUAACGAUACGCUCCCUUCCUACCAUGGCCCCAACGGAUCCAGAAUGCACCCUUCGCAGUCUCAGAGAGGAAGUAGUCCCAUCCCUGGUGCAAGCGGCCUCAGCCGCGCACGAUCUGGCACGGGUGCACUCAGCAACCGUGGCGAGAAACCCUACCGAUUCACAUUCUACUCGAACGCCCUGCCCUCGACCAUCCACGCACGCAACCUGUCUGAGCUUCCAGCAGAGGGUCAAACUUUUGAGGAACUCUUCAGCGGUCGUGACAAGAAUGCCGACCACUCGCCCCCCACCGAGGGCAGUCAGAGCCGCAACGCAAGCCGUGCUCCCACCAUUAAUGCAGCCACCGCGCGCAUGGCGUCGCUCGGUCAGAAUGUUGGACGCAUGGAAGGCAUGACCGCACCACCAACCGGCUCGAACACGCCCGUAGGAAAUGGCGAGGACGCCGCCAGGGCCAUGAGCGGCCUCAGCGCCAGCCGAACCAAGACGCUGCCCGGUGGUGGCAUUCGCAUGGACGCCGACCCCGAAGCCAACACCUGGUGGCUUGACGUGCUUUCGCCUACCGAUCAGGAGAUGAAACUGCUCAGCCGUGUUUUCGGCAUCCACCCGCUCACUACCGAAGAUAUUCUCAUGGAGGAGACGCGUGAAAAGAUCGAGCUCUUCCGCAACUACUACCUCGUCUGUUUCCGCUCCUUCGACCAGGAUCCCUACAGCCCCACCUACCUCGAGCCGCUCAACAUGUACAUCAUCGUCUUCCGCGAGGGCACGCUCUCAUUCCACUUCCGCGGCACUCCUCACCCGCAAAACGUGCGUCGCCGUAUCAAGCAGCUCAAGGACUACAUCAACGUCACCUCGGAUUGGAUCUCGUACGCGCUCAUCGACGACAUCACGGACGCGUUUGGCCCGCUCAUCCAGAGCAUCGAGUACGAAGUAGACUCGAUCGACGAGCUCGUACUGAUCCUCAAGGAGGCCGAGCAGUCAGACAUGCUUAGGCGCAUCGGCACGUGCCGCAAGAAGGUGAUGGGUUUGCUGCGUCUGAUGGGCAACAAGGCCGAUGUCGUCAAGGGUCUUGCCAAGCGAUGCAACGAAAACUGGUCCGUGGCACCCAAGUCCGACAUCGGCCUCUACCUCUCGGACAUCCAAGACCAUUUGAUUACGAUGACGCAGAACUUGAACCACUACGAAAAGAUUCUCUCGCGCUCGCACUCGAACUACCUCGCGCAGAUCUCGAUCGAGAUGACCGACGCCAACAACCAGAUCAACGAUGUUCUGUCCAAGCUCACCGCGCUGGGUACGGUCAUUGUCCCGAUGAACGUCAUCACGGGUCUGUGGGGCAUGAACGUCAACGUGCCAGGGCAAGGAGUGGAGAACCUACGAUGGUUCGCCAGUAUCUGCUCGGUCAUGGUGGUCAUUGCCGUGUCGGGUUAUAUCGCUGCUACGAGGUACCUGGAACGCUCGCACUGA